This is a messenger RNA of Diachasmimorpha longicaudata, 1563 nucleotides long. RefSeq lists its product as uncharacterized. The record is from RefSeq and is a predicted model, not a curated record. The transcript has a single exon. Lineage: Eukaryota; Metazoa; Arthropoda; Insecta; Hymenoptera; Braconidae. The coding region runs from base 1 to 1563 and encodes 520 amino acids.
AUGCGACGUAUACAACAAAUAUCAGAACCAGCAACAAACUACUACCUGCCACAUCAUGGGGUUCUGAGGGAAGAUUCGCUAACCACGAAGCUUCGAGUAGUCUUCAACGGCUCCAACAAGACAUCAACGGGUAUCUCACUCAACGACAUCCUCCACGCGGGCGGAAAGCUUCAAGUGGAUGCAAUGGAUGUACUAACAUGGUUGAGACGACAUCGACUCGUCUUCGGCACCGACAUCGUUAAGAUGUUUCGACAAAUCAACGUACACCCUGACGAUUGGAAUCUUCAACGCAUUCUUUGGAUAAACAACAAUCAACAACUUGUGACAUACCAACUAACAACGGUCACAUAUGGACAGAAAUGCUCUCCAUGGCUCUCUUUGAGAGUUCUUCAACAACUCGUUAACGAUGAAGGUCAACGAUUCCCUGCAGCAGUGCUACCGCUAACUAAAGGCCGCUAUGUCGACGACAUUUACGGUGGAGCGCACUCUGAGGGAGAAUUCAAAGAAAUGAUAAUCCAACUUCAACAGAUCUGCCAGGCGGGCGGAUUUCCACUUCAAAAGUGGACCAGUAAUCGCCCAGAGAUACUCCAACAGCUCAACUUGUCAACGGGACCGGCAGGUACAGUGCAAUUCGAGGAAGCAGUCAUCAAAACGCUCGGAUUGUGCUGGCAUCCAGCAACAGAUUUAUUUCAAUAUAAAUCUAGAACAUUCAACUCAACGAGCUUCACCAAGAGAGUACUGCUAUCGGAAAUAGCUCAAAUUUUCGAUCCUCUUGGAUUCAUCGCACCAGUCAUUGUUCGAGGAAAAAUACUCAUCCAAGAGCUAUGGCUGCUCAAACUCGCUUGGGAUGAUCAACUUCCACUCGACUAUGUUCGAAGGUGGAAAGAGUUCAGGGAGGAACUCACGCAACUAAAUCAACUGUCAAUCCCAAGAUGGCUAAAUCUAUCUCCAACGACUACCAACGUACAAAUACAUGGAUUUGCCGACGCAUCAACAGCUGCCAUGGGAGCAGUCGUUUAUCUACGAGUUCAACGAGACAACGAAACACCAACAAUCAGCUUGGUGUGUGCAAAAACAAGAGUUGCACCACUGAAAAAGCUGACGAUUCCACGCCUGGAGCUAACCGCGGCCCUUCUGCUAACAAAAAUUGUCAGCUGGGCACAACGCACAUUGGCAAUCAACGGAGAGACAUACCUCUGGUCUGAUUCUUCUGUAGCUUUGGCAUGGAUCAACAGCCAUCCAUCGAAAUGGAAGGAAUUCGUUCACAAUAGAGUAACGAAAAUCCAGGAAGCAUUACCAACAGCCGUAUGGAGACAUGUUGGUGGGAUUUACAACCCUGCUGACUGCGCUUCACGUGGCAUUUCACCGAGUCAACUCAACGAACAUCACCUUUGGUGGAAAGGGCCUGACUGGCUAGUAAAACCGCCGUCAGCCUGGCCACAAAAUACAACCAGUUCUCCAACGGAGGUGUCUCUUGAAGAGAGACCAGCAACAGCUCACCCAGUAGCUGCUGAAGCUAGGCAGCAUCCACUGACAGAGUUCCUCAACAGAUAUUCUACUUAA